GUCUGACCUGGAGAGCUGGGGCCUGGAUUCCUGGGUCUGAGGGAGAAGGGGGCUGGACGCCGUAAAUCCUGACUUUGAGGAAGGAGGGGAUGGGGGCGGAGCCGGACUCCUGGGUCUGAGGGCGGAGGGGGCCGGGGCCAAGCUGCCAGGCUUGGGGCCUUCCUGGCAACGCCCCCGCCAAGGGCCGGGAUUCGUGGACCAGCCCCUAUUUAAUGGUUCUGCUCCACGGCCUCACCCGACUUUGGAGGUGGGAAGAAGCACAGAAGAGCGACAGGAAAGACAGACAGAAGCAGAAUGGCAACGGAAACGCGUUAUGCCGGGAAGGUGGUGGUUGUGACAGGGGGCGGGCGCGGCAUCGGAGCCGGGAUCGUGAGAGCCUUCGUGCAAAGCGGAGCCCAAGUAGUUAUCUGUGACAAAGAUGAGUCAGGGGGCCGGGCCCUGGAGCAGGAGCUUGCUGGAACUGUCUUUCUCCUCUGUGAUGUGACUCGGGAGGAAGAUGUGAGGACCCUCAUUUCUGAGACCGUCCGCCGUUUUGGCCGCUUGGAUUGUGUGGUCAACAACGCUGGCUACCACCCACCUCCGCAGUGGCCCGAGGAGACCUCUGCCCAGGGCUUCAGGCAGCUGCUGGAGCUGAACCUGCUGGGGACAUACACCUUGACCAAGCUUGCCCUACCCCACCUGCGGAAGAGCCGGGGGAAUGUUAUCAACAUCUCCAGUCUGGUGGGGGCCAUUGGCCAGGUCCAGGCGGUUCCUUAUGUGGCCACGAAGGGGGCAGUAACAGCCAUGACCAAAGCCUUGGCCCUGGAUGAGAGUCAAUAUGGCGUCCGGGUCAACUGCAUUUCUCCAGGAAACAUCUGGACCCCACUGUGGGAGGAGUUGGCAGCCUCCACGCCUGACCCUGCCGCCACAAUCCGAGAGGGCACCUUGGCCCAGCCCCUGGGCCGCAUGGGCCAGCCAGCCGACGUGGCGGCCGCUGCCGUGUUCCUGGCCUCGGAAGCCAAUUUCUGCACCGGGAUUGAGCUGUUUGUGACUGGGGGUGCAGAGCUGGGGUAUGGGCGCAAGGCCAUUCCGGGCACCCCCGUGGAGCCCCCCACCAUCCCUUCCUGAUUUCCUAAAUUUCCACGCGGGCCUUCCUGAUUAGGACUCCCACCCCAAACUCAGUAUCCCAGAUUUCAGCUUCUACCAUCUACAGACCCCAACUCUAGACAUUAACUCCACUUACCAAUGUGCCAAACCACCCCGCGAGUUCCCAUAAAACCAGUUUGCAGCCAGGA
This is a messenger RNA of Mustela erminea (ermine), 1274 nucleotides long. RefSeq names its product hydroxysteroid 17-beta dehydrogenase 14 (gene HSD17B14). NCBI's taxonomy places the organism in Eukaryota, Metazoa, Chordata, Mammalia, Carnivora, Mustelidae. The transcript has 9 exons. The record is from RefSeq and is a predicted model, not a curated record. Bases 295 to 1107 code for a protein of 270 amino acids. Gene Ontology annotation, biological process: steroid catabolic process. Gene Ontology annotation, cellular component: cytosol. Gene Ontology annotation, molecular function: estradiol 17-beta-dehydrogenase [NAD(P)+] activity.